AUGUGCAAGCGCCCCGCGUCGGGCCCGUCGCCGGCGAAGAAGGCGAAGAAGGCGAAGACCGCGUACGAGUUGUGGAAGAAGGAGCAGCCGGAGCACGCGGAGAGCGGUGGCGACGACGACGACACGCCCGAUCUGGGCACGAUGCCGGACGAGGAGCUGAGUCAUGUGAUCAAGCUGCUCGGCGGCGACCCCAAGGCAUGCGAGGGCCGGCGGGAGCUGGUCCAGGCGGCGGGCGGCCUCAUUUUUCAGAACGGCGCUAAGAAGUGGCGGCGCGCCCAGAUCGAGGCGGCCAAGGAGCGGCUCGCGGCGGCGCUCAAGGAGUCUCAGGCCGCCGUGGCCGAGCUUGAGGAGAGGGCGGGCAAGCCGAGCGCCGACGUGCGGGCUCCGACCUGCGAGCGGCCCGAGCCGCCCGGCCAGCUGCCGCUGCCGCUCGCCGAGUCACGCACGCCCGGACUCGCCUCCGAGCUCGUGCAGUGCUGGGCGUUUGCGUGCGCCUUCUCGGGCCGUCUGACGCUCACAAAGUUCUCCGUCGACAACUUUGUCGCCGCGCUCUGCCGGCCCGGCCACGGCAGCGUGCUCGCCGAGCUGCACGUGCGGCUGCUGCGCGCGCUGCUCGCCGACACGGAGCAGCUCCGGCGGGCGGGCCAGCUCCCUCCGCCGCUGGACGCGGGGAUGGUGGUGCAGCAGCUGCCGCCGCCCGGCGUCGUCUCGGCCGCCAACUGGCCAGAGGUGCUGCGCGCCGUCCUUUGGCUGCUGCCAGAGCUCCACGAGACGGAGGAGUCGCGCAGCGCGCUCGCGGCGCUGCAGCGGUCCGACUACCCGGACUUGUCCGUCGCGCACAAGCUGGCGCUCCUCACGCCGCUGACCGAGCGGCGCCUCUCCCUCGCGAAGGAGCUCGCCGACAACGAGUCGCGCCGCAAGGAGCUGGCUCGCGAGUUGAGAGAGAAGCAGCAGGCGCUCAAGCGAGACGAGCGCGAGGCCAAGGCGGACGCAGUCGCGGACGCCGUCAAGGCCGCCGCCGCGCGCCGCACCCUCGCCCGCUCCGCGUCGCCCGUGCCGCGCGAGCUGGCGAGCCUCGGCGGCGCCGCCGCCGAGGCGAAGGAGGCGGCGGGCCCAAAGGAGGCGCCCGCGCCGCCCGACUCGGACGAGGCGGCCGAGGCGGCGCUGCUGCAGGCGCUGCGUGCGCGCGACGCCGAGGCGCUGGCGGCGGCGGUCAGCGAGGCGGAGGCGAGCGGCCACGCCGGAGAGACGGCGGACGGGCGGCCAUGGGCGAGCGAGGCGCUCAAGGCGGCGCGCAAGGUGGAGGUGGAGCUCUCGGUCGCGGAGGUGACGCGCGGCAUCGCGGCCAAGUACACGAAGCGGCAGGCGUCGGCGCUGCACCGCCACUACGGGCAGCCGCUGGCCGCGCGGCAGCUCGACCACCCUCCUGCGAGGCGCUCAUCCUCCGGCCGCCGCCCCCACGCCUCGGGGCGCACCUACUACUUCUUCGUCUCGGACCCGCACCGCCUCUGGGUCCACGUGCCGCGAGAAGAGUCGCCGCAGGGGUGGACGUGGGCCUUUUACGACACCGCCGCGCACGUCGAGGCGGGUGCGCUGGCCGAGGCGGAGCUGAAGCAGCGCUUGCGGGAGCUGCUUCCCAUCAUCUCGGCCGACAUGGCCGAUGACGAGGCUGCCGGCCCGGAGGGGGCGCGACGAGGCGAGAGCAGCGUCAACCAAGACGAGGGGUGGCUCGACGAGGGGCACGAGUGGGUCGGCCGGCAGGACCUCGAGCUCGGCGAGGCGGAGGCUGCGCUCGAGGCGUUUGCGCAGAAGGAGCGGGACGAGCUGCUGCACCCUCCCGUGCUCGCGCAGCCGCAUUACGAAAACAGGCUGGAGCGCAAGGCGCUGCGGAUCAAGCCGUCGGCGCUCGGGCUGGCGGGGGCGCGCGACGAGCUGCUCGAUUUCGAGGAGUGGCUCGCGCCGCUGCUCGGCAGGCUCGGCACCGGCUGGGUGGCGGCGGGCCGCAAAGACGAGGGCGCGCAGGAGGUGUGGCAGCUCUCGUGCCGCGCAGCCACCACGGUCAACGAGCUCGCCGAGCUGCUCGGCACGCUCGAGGAGGCGGUGCACGCGCUGCAGACGGCGGCGGCCCCGAACGAGCGAAAGCCGUGGCGCAAGGAGGGCCACGAGUACGUCGGGCAGCAGGCGCGCCGCUUCUUUGCCGGGUUUGGCGCCUCGGACGGGCGCAUCUCUGGCUGGCUUCCGGCCGAGGGGAGCGACCCGCCUCUGUGGCACAUGGUCCACGGGGACGACAACGACGAGGAGGACCUCGACGAGACGGAGUCGGUCGAGAGCCGCGAGCGGUGGCGCGCGGCGCUGCGGCAGCCUCACAGCCCCGCGGUGGUCGCGCUCGCCAUCAAGGCGCUGCGGGACCACUGCGAGCACUUUGGCGCGCUCGGCUACCACCCGCCGCGAGGCAAGGAGGGCGCGGCGGCGGAGCGCGACCUCGCCUACUCGGCGUGGGUGCACGCCGGCGCCUUCAAGUCGGACAAGCAGAAGAAGAAGAAGCACUGA
Molecule: messenger RNA, 2550 nt
Organism: Emiliania huxleyi CCMP1516
Lineage: Eukaryota; Haptophyta; Isochrysidales; Noelaerhabdaceae
Exons: 14
Coding region: 1-2550 (849 amino acids)
Source: RefSeq, a predicted model, not a curated record